Lecanosticta acicola is the source of this 2798-nucleotide messenger RNA. The record is from the annotation of a GenBank genome assembly. NCBI's taxonomy places the organism in Eukaryota, Fungi, Ascomycota, Dothideomycetes, Mycosphaerellales, Mycosphaerellaceae.
AUGUCUUCGCAGGCGGCUGGGAGCACCGUAUCGCCCAAGGAGGCUGUCGCCUCGCCGUCAAAUGCCGUCGAGCACAAGGACGACGAUGACGGAUGGAGCGGAGAGGAGGAAGAAGCCGACGAGGCCGGAGAUGGUCCACGCAAGCGCAAGCGUCCUAUGAGCGUAUCGUGUGAGUUGUGCAAGCAGAGGAAGGCAUGUCACACCCGCAAUUCCCACCGUCCGCUCUGUUGGGUGUCAUUGACGUGAUGUGCGCAGGUAAAAUGCGAUCGCGGUCAACCUUCAUGUGGAUGGUGCGUACGAAAUAGUCAAGUAUGCGAAUAUCGAGAACGCAAGAAGCCUGGCCUGCGUGCUGGAUAUGGAAAGGAGUGAGCGUAAUCGUCGUAGAUUCGAAGAACGUCAAGACUGACAAGCCUAGGUUGGAAUCUCGCCUGGGUAGGUCUUGACACCUCAAUCUAUGCUCAUUGGGACAUCGAUUUGCCAUCAGAGCUGGAGAAAGAUUCCUCCUCGACCAAUCCAACAUACUGACCUUCGACUCAAGACAAGUUGGAGGGUGUCCUGAACAAUCAACAACACCUUCUACAGCACCUCGCCACCCAUCUACCAGGGGUGCAAGCAGCCAUCUCUCCGAGCAAUUCAGAACAUGGCCCACAGGCGCAAUCUGCACUGUUCAUGCAGGCUCCCGACAUGUACCCUACGGCAACGCCAAUCCAGUACAAUCGGUUACACUCCCAACCUAGCAACGAUCUAGGUUCGCAUCAAACCCAGCACCAUCAUCACGCCACACGACCUGCUAUACAAGUGUCACCUACCUCAGCAGCAGACGUCUAUGCGCCGUCAAAUCCUCCCCUCGAGUCGCCGAGCUUGAACAUCACUGCUACUACGUCCCAAGAUGGAGCCAUGCAGGCAGUCUCUCAGGACCAGGACUUUCCGCCAUACGACCUUCUAUAUGCGCUAACAGAUCUAUUCUUCAAACAUAUAAAUACCUGGUGUCCGAUCCUUCAUCGUCGAAGCACAUUGGAUUCCCUUUUUGGCCCGAAUACGCUUGAGGAAGCAGAUCGGAUCUUGUUGCAUGCGAUUGUUGCUACUACUCUCAGGUUUUCGACAGACCCACGCCUCAGUAAUCAGACCCGGGAACGGUAUCAUGCAACCUCAAAGCAGAAGGUAUGAGCCAUUUUUCUUCGGGUGACUUUAGAGUGAUUGUGCUCACGCAUGUAGGUCUUGCUCUACGGGUUGGAGAAUAGCUCCGUCAAAGCUCUACAGGCUCUGGUUAUCAUAGCACUUGAUACUGUCGGCAGUUCUAAUGGACCCCCAGGCUGGAAUCUACUUGCGCUUAUUACUAGGAGCGUCGUCCAGCUAGGACUGGCAGUCGAGACCACGUCCGCCUCCAUAGCGCCACUGUUUCCCUCCAUCUACACAUUGAGGGCUAUGGUACUUCCAGAAUCUAGGUCCUUCAUUGAAGACGAGAGUCGCAGGCGCCUCUUCUGGAUGGUUUACCUGCUUGAUCGGUAUGCAACCAUUGCUACCGCAUUUGAGUUCGCCUUGGACGAUAAAGAGAUUGACCGGAAACUGCCCUGUCGCGAUGAUCUUUUCGCACGCAAUCAGCCUGUUGACACCCGAUGGUUCCAGACCAUCGAAGGCGAACAGCAUCAUCUCAACGAGAUGAAUCAUCCCGAAAACCUGGGCUCGUUCAGCUACUACAUCGAGAUCGUUGGAAUUCUCUCACAGAUACAUCGCUUCUUGAAGAAACCUGUUGACAUCAGUGCGCUCUCGGAUGUGGAGCAAUGGCAGCAGGAAUACCGUCAGCUCGACAGCAAACUGAAUCAAUGGAAGUUCAGCCUCCCAAGCGAGUAUGGAAACAUGUCUCGGCUAUUCAACCCGAACGGAGGCAACAAGAUCGUCAACUGCAUCUGGAUUAUGCUGCAUACCACCUACCACACGUGAGUCCGGUCUAUCCUCUCGAAAGCAUGUGUCUGCCUUAUGGUGGCAAACUGCACGAUCUCUCCGCUCAUGCAUACCUUAGUAUGGACCGGUCAAGACGCUAACGUGAGCAACUUCUCAUCAGAACCGUGAUCAGACUCCACUCGUCAGCUGCAUAUCCCACCACGCGGUCACCCAUCUUCACACCGUCAUUCAGUGCCGGCCAGCGGUGUCUGACGGCCGUUGAGGACAUUUGUGCGCUGUGCACAUACGUCAGGAGUAAUCACAUGCUCCCGAAGCUCGGCCCGCCGUUUGCAUUCAGCUUGUGGGUCGCUGCGCGUCUACUCCUUGUCCAUGGCUCGACGAUCGACCACCACGUCAACGCAGCCAUCGGACAACUUGUCGAGACUCUCCGCGAGAUGGGCUACUACUGGAAAGUCGCCGAGCGCUACGCUACGCUCCUGCAGCGUGUCCUGGACGAGUACCAUGAAUACGAACGAGCCCCUGUGGGAGAGAACGGUGUGCGAGAGACUCCCUCGACAGUGAAGAUCCUAGCGGACAUGCGACGCUGUGCAUAUGAUUUGGAUUUCUUGAUCUCGAGACAGCCGAGACAGCAUUUCGGCUCGAAAGCAAAACCCUCGGUGACGCCGGCCAGGACACCCGCGCCGAAUGAGUUGGAAUAUCUCGAUGUCUUUGAUUUCUUCAAUAUGCCGCGGUUGCCUUUUGCCUCGGCGAAUGGUGGUGAGAAUGGGAAUGGGAAUGGAGCUGGUGGCGUUGGUGGUGGUAGUGGAGAAGCGAACGCUGCUGCGCCGGAGUACCAGACGUUCAUGGAAUAUCAAAACAUGGAAGGGAACAACAAUAACGACUGGCUCGUUCAGUGA